ACGCUCGUGUUUGCGUCUGUCCGUGAAUCCGUCAGUGACGUGAUUUCAGUUCCGACGUUUCACUUCCGAGGUUCGGGAUAUGGAGCGUUAGCACCGACUAGCUCGUGCCAUUCUACCCGAACCACCGGGGACAGUUUCAUCCCCCCUCCCCGGUCUGCCUCAAGCCCAGCUGCCGCCGUUCGGCGAACAGGCUAGAAGCUCUGGACCAUGGAUCCGGCCUGCUGCGACUCCACAGUUCAGGUGUGUUUCCCUGGAGCCCGGGCUGCCGUCCUGGACAACCUGAACCGGCAGCGGGAGGAGGGUCGCCUCUGCGACCUUUCCAUCCAGGUUCAGGGGCAGGUGUUCAGGGCUCACCGCUGCGUGCUUGCCGCCUCCUCGCCGUACUUCCACGAUCAGGUCCUGCUGAAGAACGUCACCACCGUCUCCCUUCCCUCAGUUCUGGACCCAGUAGCCUUUGAGAGCGUCCUCACUUCUGCCUACACGGGCCAGCUGAGCAUCGUACACGACGACAUUGUCCACUAUGUGACCGUAGCCAGCUUCCUUCAGAUGUGGCACAUCGUGGACAAAUGCACAGAGAUGCUGAAGGGGCCCCGCCCCUCCGUGGACGGGGGCUCUGCGGCUCAGCCUGCAUCUCGCCAGCAGUCGCCCAGCAGUACGGAGACCCUGUAUGUGGAGAGGGAGGGCCGCCGCAGGGACAGGAGGCCUGACGCCCUGCCCCCUUUGGCCACCUGGAGGCGCCCCCAGCAGCUGGGGCGGUGGGCCCGGCCGCGGGCCUCGUCAGCCCAGCACAUGGCGGACUCCCAGCUGGACGGGACCCAAGGCUAUGUGGAGAGCGGCUUCAGCGGCUGUGAGGAGGUCCUGGCCUCAAACCACACCGUGGGGCCCAGCAUGAAUAGCAGACUACCUGGUGGGGGCGCCGGUGAGGCAUCAAAACCCAAAGGAAGGUGUCAGCAAAGGGUGGGGCAGCUGACCGCAGAGCGAAUGCCUGAGAAGGAGAGCGAAGAGUCACAGAAUGGGAAGAAGAUUGACAGAAUGGAGACGGAGGCAGAUGAAGGAGUUGGGGAGGAGAGCGAGGCGAGGAGGGAGGCUUUGAGUCCCUGCGAAGUUCAUGCAGUUUGCAGAGGACAAGGGGAGGGGGGGCACGCUACCGGGAGGCACAGAAGCGACCCCCCCUCUGACCCUGGUGGUGUUCACUGCUCUGGGACAGGUGAAGGAGCCCCGGGUCCGGAGGCUCCGGUCUCUGCCAGACUCCAGUGGCAAAUGGAGACCUGGUCUGAGCAGGACGGGGGGGCCGGGAACUGCUGCAAAGACGAGAACGAAGAGGAGGAGGACUUUGACGGCUUCACCAGUGGGGGCAACACCAGAGACGCUUACAAUGACAUUACCCAGAGGGCUUUGCUGCCUGUGUCCCCUGAAUUCGUCUCAAAGGCGACCUGGCCGUCCACUGGGGGGGCCCAGAGUGGCUCUGUGACCCCCACAUCCAGUCAGCAGCAGUCCACCUCAUCUGCUGGAUUCCCACCCCCUCCUUCACCCCCUACUCCGUCCUCCUCCUCCUCGGUGUCGCUGGCCUCCCCCACCUACUCCGGGAAAGUGCACUUCUGCCACUGCGGCAAAGCCUACACCCUGAAAAGCAUGCGGGACCGCCACGUGAAGAUGCAGCACCUCAACCUGCGCCCCUUCGGCUGUCCAGUCUGCUCCAAAUCCUUCAAGAUGAAGCACCACCUGACCAAGCACCUGAAGACCCACGGGGGGGUGCGGCCGUACGAGUGCACCCUGUGCGGGAAGAAGGUCGUGUGGAGGGACAGCUUCCUGAGACAUCAGGCCCGCUGCGGGGGGCUCCCUCCCGACCGGGACACGGACAACAGUUACACCUGCGGGUUCAGCGAGGGAGGGGCUUUCCUCCCAACAGGACACGUGAAGGUGGAGGAGGUGGACUUUCACAGGGAGGUGGAGGACGGGAUGGGGCGGCUCCUGGACAACAUGUCUGGGAUUGUGAACGAGCUGAGCGCACCCCCCCAGAGCGUGGACACUAACGUUCUGAAGGAAGAGGUCACAGAGGGCUUCAGUGGGAGCUAGACUCUUGUGAGGGGUGGGGGUCCUGAAGAUCCUCAGAAGUCUUAAUUGCACUGAUUUAUCAGAGUUUGACCAUUCUGCUCCAUAGAUGCUCCACGUUGCAGGAAGUCAGAGUGUGAAUGACACAAGAGUCAUAUGGAAUUUCAAAAUAAAAGUCCCUGAGUUGAGGUGAACUCCAUCUGAAGAACUGUUCAUAUUGUGUACAGAAUUUCUGUUCAGGUGUGAGUGAGAUUGUGUGUUUGUGUGAAAGUGUGUUGCAGAAUUUGUUUUCUGGAAAUUACAAUAGAAAAAGUUUUUUUUCCACUUUAGAAAUCCAUAAACUUUGAACUCUUCUCAGUAUUUGUCUCUCAGCUCAACUGGAUGUUUCGUUCUAAAUGAUCUUCAGACUCUUUUCACAGCCAAACCACAUCUGGAGAUCUAUGAUUUGUGUUUUCAUCCUAAACGUUCCUCCUUCAGUCCACGGAGAGGUUUUUCUUUGCACUGGAGUCAUUGAAUAAAGACUUACACAAAUGAAUAA
This is a messenger RNA of Oryzias melastigma (Indian medaka), 2590 nucleotides long. RefSeq names its product zinc finger and BTB domain containing 22a (gene zbtb22a). The transcript has 4 exons. The record is from RefSeq and is a predicted model, not a curated record. NCBI's taxonomy places the organism in Eukaryota, Metazoa, Chordata, Actinopteri, Beloniformes, Adrianichthyidae. Gene Ontology annotation, biological process: regulation of transcription by RNA polymerase II. The coding region runs from base 208 to 2076 and encodes 622 amino acids. Gene Ontology annotation, molecular function: DNA-binding transcription factor activity, RNA polymerase II-specific; protein binding; RNA polymerase II cis-regulatory region sequence-specific DNA binding.